AUGGAUUUCUGGCAGAAAGCUCGGAGCUUCGCCGAAGAAGCGGCGAAGCGUUCACAGGAGUUCACCAUUGAAGCCGCGAAGCGUUCACAAGAACUCACCAAAGAAGCCGCGAGGCGGUCACAAGACUUAACGAUUGGGUCGUCCAAACUCUCCGACAUCGUCUCCGAGGCCUCCAAACGCUCGAAGGAGAUCGCUGCCGAGGCGUCCAAGCGAGCCGAUUUAAUCAAAACCGAAGCAUUGAAGCGAGCUGACCAGAUCAAGUCCCAGAUUCCGCUGUCACAGCUCGUUGACUCGUCAGCUUCGGUUCAAGAGACGGUGACGACGGAGGAGUUGGAGAAGUUUGGGGUUACGGAUGAUUUGAGAGAAUUUGUGAAGGAAAUUACGUUGAAUACUUUUAAGGAUUUUCCCUUGGAAGAGGAGGAGAGCUUGGGAUCAAGAAGUCAAAGUCCCUUUAAUCAUGCUUUGCUGGGAAGUGGCUAUGGAGGAGUGUUAAAAGCCAUUCUUACUGAAGAUAAUCCAAGGAUUCAUGUCAAUUGGUGCUAUAUGUGGAGAGGCGGUGAGAAGGUUAACCAUAUUCUUCUUCGUUGUGAUGUUGCUAUAGCGUUGUGGAUUGCAUUGGAAUGUGGAGAUGCUUGUGAUGGAAUAGCAUUUGGGUUUCUAACGUCGAUUAGGAUUAGGAUGAAGACAAAGUUCUGCAACUUAUGGACAAACAAUGAAGACUAUCACUUUGAGUUAUGUUUCAAAAGUGAAAUCUCAGAAGGAGUGUUAAAAGCCAUUCUUACUGAAGAUAAUCCAAGGAUUCAUGUCAAUUGGUGCUAUAUGUGGAGAGGCGGUGAGAAGGUUAACCAUAUUCUUCUUCGUUGUGAUGUUGCUAUAGCGUUGUGGAUUGCAUUGGAAUGUGGAGAUGCUUGUGAUGGAAUAGCAUUUGGGUUUCUAACGUCGAUUAGGAUUAGGAUGAAGACAAAGUUCUGCAACUUAUGGACAAACAAUGAAGACUAUCACUUUGAGUUAUGUUUCAAAAGUGAAAUCUCAGAAGAUGAUUCAGAAAUGUCUGAUAUUCCCACACUAUCAAAUGUUCGGCAGGAUCUUACAAAAUGGCAAGAAAGACAUGCCAAGCUUGUUCUCUCAACUGUCAAGGAGCAGGACACUGUGUUAAAUGCUGUUUCAGCUAGAAUUACGAAAGCUAUCCGGUUCCCUUUGCCUUUUGUAUGUAUGUUAUUGAGAAUUCCUGGGAAGGAGAGGCAAGUGAUUGGUUUAGUGUUAAAAGUUGAGGCUCUCGAGAUGAGAAGCAGAGGCUCUUCAGAAGCUAACAUAUCUGAAGUUUCGAAGCUAAGAUACGAGUUAUGCCCGCGGGUCAUGAAAGAGAGGAAGUUUUGGAGGAUAUAUUUUAUUCUUGUGAAUAGUCAUGUGGCUCCGAAAUUGAAAGCAUGGAAUUGAGAUUUUGCCAUGAGAUGUCUGCCUGGUCACCUGUAUGAGUGCUGGAGCGUGUUGAAAAAAUUGGAAAUAACGAAUCCUGGGAGUUGAUGUUGGACAGAUUAUUAGAUGAGGAAUUGUUGAGAAAUAACCAGUGCAGUCUUGUCGUAUUCCUCUCUUUAUGCGUGCAUGUGAACGUGUGCCUGCAUUGGAUAUGGAG
This is a messenger RNA of Ilex paraguariensis (yerba mate), 1633 nucleotides long. The record is from the annotation of a GenBank genome assembly. NCBI's taxonomy places the organism in Eukaryota, Viridiplantae, Streptophyta, Magnoliopsida, Aquifoliales, Aquifoliaceae.